AUGGCCACAUCAGGACCGACGAGCUCUCCGGAGGGCCACCCAGCCUCGCUGGCACCCAACAUCACCUCCGCACGAACAUCAUCCGACGACUCUCGCGACCCGAAGUACCAAGCAGGACUGAUGCCGGCCGAGUACGCGGGCCUGGAGGUGGCCAACAACGACGACAGGCAUUACCAGACUGCGGCACCUGGCGGACCAGGAUACUACGUGCCGUACCAAGACAACGUCAAGCCCCCAUCGGGAUACGACCAACAACCGUACCAACAACAGCAGCCGUACCCACAAUCGGCACCGACACCAUCGGCGUACGGCGGAGACUAUGCGGCAGCUCCGCCUCCGGGGAAGGGAGAGAAGCGGGUAUGCGGCAUCCGGGCGGCGACGUUUUGGAUGGGGUUGCUGGCGUUGAUAUUCCUUCUCGGCACAAUUGGCGCGUCGGCGGCUGCUGGUACAAUUGCUCAGCAGUAUGCAGGAUACAUCCAAACAUGCGACGCUAAGCUGGAACAAUCAGCAACACAAGCAUCAGCUUCAGCAGCAGCGUCAAACUCCGCGGCAACAGCCUCAGCGUCUGCAUCAAACACUGCCUCUGGAACCGCCUCAGCAACGGCAGCAGCAGCAUCCGCCACAGCAACCGGCUUCACAUCGAUUCCCCUGCCCCAACAAGCCUCCUCGAUCUUCGGCGAGGCUACCUCAAACUGCCCGAACCUGUCUGCCGAGAAUAAGACGUACUCUGUCCCCGGGAGCAACCUGAAGUUUGUCCGCGAAUGUGGCAAGAACUAUCCUUUCAACGACUUGGGAUACAUCCCAUUGACUAGGAUGGAGGACUGCAUGAACCUGUGUGCUGCAUUGAGCGUUACGACGCAGAGUGCCGACGGACCGUGCAUCGGCGUCGCCUGGGUCACUGCCGGCAAGCAGGGUACGGACCAGAACUACUGCUGGUUGAAGAGUGCGAAGGGAUCGCCGGACCCGAAGGCCAAUGUUGAGGCUGCUUGGCUGUCUUUGUCAUGA
Molecule: messenger RNA, 1005 nt
Organism: Colletotrichum gloeosporioides
Lineage: Eukaryota; Fungi; Ascomycota; Sordariomycetes; Glomerellales; Glomerellaceae
Exons: 2
Coding region: 1-1005 (334 amino acids)
Source: RefSeq, a predicted model, not a curated record